Rhopilema esculentum is the source of this 2628-nucleotide messenger RNA. RefSeq names its product beta-galactosidase. Gene Ontology annotation, biological process: carbohydrate metabolic process. Lineage: Eukaryota; Metazoa; Cnidaria; Scyphozoa; Rhizostomeae; Rhizostomatidae. The record is from RefSeq and is a predicted model, not a curated record. Gene Ontology annotation, molecular function: beta-galactosidase activity.
AAAAUACAACACUGGAUAUCUUAGAUCAUACUCCUUGGUUUUGUGAAUUGUGGAAGAAAAGUGGGGAGCAUUAAAAAAACAAUUUUGAAGACAGUUCAAAUUAGUGGAUUCUGGUUUUAUUUGUAAACCUGCCAAUCUCUGAUCAUGUCUUCAGUGUGGUUUCUAUAAAAUAUUAUUGGCACUGUCAUCAAGAUCUUGUGACCCACCAUAUGAUAUGUUAUAAAUAGACAACAGGUUGGUAUUGAUCUUCUUCUUUGACUGUUUGUUAAACAGGAGUGCGUUCUACACAGAUGUACCAGAUUCUCAGUUUUUUACUGAGUGCAAAAGGCUAUUUCCAAAGUGACAUUUUUGUGAAGGCAAAUGCCUCCUCUUCAAUACAAGUUAUUCUGCUCAUUUUUCAUCUGCCUUGUUUUCAUUGCAUUAAACAUGGCAUCAAACCAAAGGAGUUUCACUAUUGACAAAGACAAUAACUGUUUCUGUAAAGAUGGUAAGCCAUUUAGGUAUAUAUCUGGGUCAAUGCAUUAUUUCCGGGUGCCAAGAUGCCACUGGAACGAUCGUCUCAUGAAAAUACGAGCAGCAGGAUUAAAUGUAGUUGAAAGCUACAUAGCUUGGCAUGUCCAUGAACAAACUCCUGGUCAAUAUGACUUUUCGGGAGAGAAUGACAUAUUUGAGUUCAUCAAAUUGGCGCAGAAGAAUGGCUUGCUGGUUAUUUUACGGCCAGGUCCUUUUAUUGAUGCUGAGCGAGAUUUUGGUGGGCUUCCAUGGUGGCUUCUAAAGAAGAAAGACAUCAAGCUAAGGACAUCAAAGGAUGAAUUCUUCAUUAAAGCUGUCCAAGAUUGGUAUGCAGUGCUUCUCCCAAAGCUUAGGCCAUUUGUCUAUUGUAAUGGAGGACCAGUUGUCAUGCUCCAGAUUGAAAAUGAGUAUGGAAGUUAUUUUGCAUGUGACAAAGAUUACUUGGAACAGUUGCAGCAGUUCUACACAAAGUACCUUGAAUCAAGUGUUAUCUUGUUCUCUGUUGAUGAUGGAUUCCGGGAAAAUGAGCUUAAAUGUGGAAGUCUUCCUACCACGUUUAGAACUGUUGAUUUCGGACCAACAAAGGAUGUUGCUCAUGGAUUUGAUAUAUUGAGGAAACUACAGCCAAAGGGGCCUUUAGUAAACACAGAAUAUUACACUGGAUGGCUGGAUCAUUGGGGGGAGCCACAUCAAAAGAGAGCCACCGAACUCGUUGUUGAUCAGCUUGAUAUAGUACUUCAGCAAAAUGCAUCUGUUAACUUGUAUAUGUUUGAGGGUGGCACCAACUUUGGCUUUACGAAUGGCGCUGAACUAAUGAAAGACGGGGAGUUUCAACCAGAGCCAACCAGUUAUGACUACGAUGCACCACUUUCAGAGGCGGGAGAUCCAACUGAGAAGUAUUUUGCCUUGAGGAAGCUUAUUUCCAAGUACUUGGAAAUCCCCCAAAUGCCUGUGCCAGGACCAACGCCAAAGGUUGCAUAUGGGAAAGUUUCUUUACCAAAGAUGAUUACAAUAUUUGAUGCAUUGCCAUACCUUACGCCAGAUGGCCCUGUCAAAUCACAGUAUCCAAAAUCAAUGGAAGAUCUUGACCAAAGUUAUGGAUUCAUUUUAUACAGAACAAAAAUUAUUUCGAGUGAUCUAUCAAACACAAUGACGAUCAAAAUUGAUGCACUUCGUGAUCGAUCAGUGAUCAUGGUUGACAAGGUUUUGCAAUGUAGAUUGAAUCGAGGUGAUAACAUUCAAGCUGGCAUAAAGUCUGGACAAGAACUAGAUAUUCUAGUUGAAAACCAAGGAAGAGUAAACUACAAGUAUGGCUCAUUCACUAGCCUUUACGACCCAAAGGGUAUUAUUGGUAAUGUAACAUUGAAUGGCGAGAUCCUUGAAAACUGGGAAAUCUUCCCACUUCCUUUAAACAAUACUGCUCGAAUUCCAUGGGAAAGCAUAGAGACGAAUUCACAUGAUACAAAUGGGAUCCCGAGCUUUUAUUUUGGUGAAUUUUCUGCCAAUGAAGUUAAUGAUACGUUUAUGAAGACAUCCUUAUUUACAAAGGGUCAGGCAUUCGUUAACAACUUCAACAUCGGCAGAUAUUGGACCCCAAUGGGACCCCAGCAAACAUUGUUUGUUCCACUUAGUGCCAUAAAGAAAGUGCCAGAAAUGAAUCGUGUUAUGCUGUUCGAAGUUGAUGGACUAAUCAAAGAUCCGACUGAGGCGUUUAUCGAGUUUGUGGAUAAACCAAUUUGGAAAGAUUAAAAACUCCUUGUGUGUGUCACGAAGACGCUUAGAACACCAGAUAUUAACUUGACCGUGCCUGUGAUUGCUUGCACGUGGAGUCCUUCCGAACAUUGCACAAUCCCAACGAACUCUAAACACCGUGGACAAAAUAUAUCAAGUAGUUUUUUAAACUAGUAAAAAAUUUAUCAGUCUCUGUUGCAUCUAAUUUUUCCAAUAUUAUAUCGCGUACCUCCAUUUGUUGACAGACUCAAGUUAGUGUUGUUAUUGCGAUUCCAGUUUCUGCCCCCACCUCAGUCGAUUAAAGAACUUAUUUUUCAUCCGAAUUUCCCUCAAACGUCUCGUAAAUACCAUAAAACAGGCCACAGCUGUUUACUCAAACGAGAA